AUGAGUAGCAUCGGCAGCGGAGCCUUGAACAGAAUCCUGUCGCGGGUUCGCGCCCUCACCAAUGCCAGGCGAACAGGAGGAAAGGAAAAGGCAGCGGCAGCGUCGUUAGUAGCGCUGGUGUACCUGUCGGUGGUCUUUCGGCAGCGAACGCGGCCGAAGCUCGUAUGCCGACGGCACAACAUGCGCGUGCUGCGAGCUUUGGCAGGGGUAGUCGACCGGCCGUACUACCCGUCGUGGCUCACGCCCAACGCGCACAUGAACUGCCUGCUGGGGUACGCCAAGAGAGGCAUCACCGUUAGCAAAACCAGAGAGCUCAUUCGUUGUUAGGGUGAGAGAUCGAUUCAUGUUCUCGUCAUCCCUUACUUCCCCUCGCUGCCUCGGCAAGGUUUUUCGUAGGCAUGACCCAUAGCAAGGGGGGGGGGUCUUUCUAGCGAGCAGGGCUAGACUCACCCUCAAGCGACCGAUACCUUCUUGCUGCGGCGCACCCGCCGCGAGGCGUGCGUAGUAGUGGUGGAGUUGGGUCGGCACCGGUGCGUCAGGUACAAAGGUGCAGAUGCGCGGGCCUCCAGGCCGGCGGUGUAGGCAGCAAUGCCCAUUUCAUCCUUGUGCGCGGAGGCAGACGUCAUCAGAAAGGUGGACGGGCACUAUGUACACGGCCCUAGGUUUGCUAGAGGGAGCUGUACUGUCUCAGUAACCUGGUUUUGCCAUCAAAGGAGGAGGGGACAGGUGGUGACGAGCUGAUUGGGCUGGUUGACCCUUCGGCGCGAGAAUUUUCAGACCAAGAACCUUAAGUGAAACGAGGGAGAACGCGAGGAACCGACUGGGAUGGACAGCAACGAGAGCGGGUGUUGAGUGUGUGUGAUGACGUCACUGGUUUUGUAGAGAGACGCGGCAGAAAUGGCGCGGAUAACCCGGGUGCUUUUAAUUGUUGUGUACCUGCAUCGUGGAAGACCCCUUCAAUGUGGAACGAUUCCUAGUCAGUGUCGAUGUUUUCACUGCUGUGCCUAACACAGAUGAUCUGGAUAGAUUCGGGUGAUUGUCAAUUGCAAUGAACGAUGGCUUGGGUUUGGUGUUCUUCAUUGUAUGUCCGCGGACUCAUUCUGACAGCACUUCAGACAGCAGCUGCACGCCCCGAGCUUGUAUACCAUGCACCAUGGUGUUUAUAUUGUACAGACAGCACUUCAGACAGCAGUACGCUGUAGUCGACAAACAUUCAUUUUGGUCAAAUGCGGGACAAGGCGGGUGAUGCUGCUGAUGUAGUCGAUUAGUGUGUGUGGGCGUGUAGUUCAGUUGUGAGCAUGCAAACGUGCUGCAGGGAUCGCAGGUGUACCUCCUCGGCUUGCGUACCCUUUUCUUGCUUAUAGUGUGUGUGUUCUUUAGAGCUUCUGAUGGCUCUAGCACUUUUGUGACCACGGACCGAGUCUUUGCUAGAUUUUGCGAUUAGCCACUGA
Ectocarpus sp. CCAP 1310/34 is the source of this 1451-nucleotide messenger RNA. The record is from the annotation of a GenBank genome assembly. NCBI's taxonomy places the organism in Eukaryota, Phaeophyceae, Ectocarpales, Ectocarpaceae.